AAAGACCCUUCGUUGGCAGAGAAACAACGCCCCUUAAAAAUCAGAGAGACACCUGAGUAGGAAGAAAUAAAUAAAACCGAAACGUCUCUCUCUGCUUUGUCUCUUUGGCUUGUGUUCUCUCCACCUCUCUCUCGGAUCUAGUCCAAAACGUUUUGGGGGCCCAUCGGAUGCCGUUUUGAGCUUGUUUUAUCGGCUUUAGAGAUUCAUUAAUAGGAAUUCUCUGGCUAAAAGGGGAGGUGAAAAAAUGGACAAUGAUGAGACUGGAUGCCAAGCUCCUCCUGAAGGCCCUAUUUUGUGCAUCAACAACUGUGGCUUCUUUGGAAGUGUGGCUACAAUGAAUAUGUGUUCUAAAUGCUACAAGGAUAUGAUGUUGAAACAAGAACAAACUAAGCUUGCUGCAUCAUCUAUUGGAAGCCUUGUAAAUGAAUCAUCAAGCAGCAAUGCUAGUGACCCUGUUGCUGUUACUGUUGCUGCCACUGUGGAUGUGCAAGUUAAGUCAGUGGAGUCAAAAGUCAUCUCUGUGGAGCAGCCCUCAUGUGGUUCAGGUUCAGGGGAGAGUAGUGUUGAGGCUAAGCCAAAAGAGGGUCCCAACCGUUGCAACAGCUGCAAGAAGCGGGUUGGCUUAACAGGAUUCAAAUGUCGCUGUGGUAACAUGUUCUGUGCUUCACAUCGCUAUUCAGACAAACACGACUGCCCUUUUGACUACCGCACUGCUGCCCGGGAUGCAAUAGCAAAAGCAAACCCUGUUAUCAAGGCAGAGAAGCUUGAUAAAAUCUAAAUCCAAUGUAAGUUUCAAUUUAUUGAAAAAGAGUGAUGUGGUCAGUUUCAUCUGUGGGGUCUUCUUCGGAGUUGGCCGCAUAUGUUUUCAGAUGUCCUUAUUUGUUUUGAUAUAUGAUUCUGGGAAGGGAAUGAAUGAGAGUUAGGACAUCUGUGCAAAAGUAUAAAGUACUCUAUAUCUUAUGAUUGGUGAGAACUUGUAUGUUGGCUUCAGUAUUUAGGGUCUGAAUCUCUGUGGUCUCUGGUUUGAUGAACUUUUUGUCUUGGCUAGUACCUGUGAAAUAUAUGUCAUAUCAUGUGGCAUAUAUCAUCUUUUAGCUGUUUAUGUGAAAAUGGUUGUGCGAUUUCUGGAUGAUAUGGAAUGCAAACAUCCAUGGAUUUUCUUUGUGCCUUUGUAAAUUUUUAAUUAUGUUUUCUUUUUA
Mangifera indica (mango) is the source of this 1199-nucleotide messenger RNA. RefSeq names its product zinc finger A20 and AN1 domain-containing stress-associated protein 8-like. Bases 245 to 778 code for a protein of 177 amino acids. The transcript is spliced from 3 exons. Lineage: Eukaryota; Viridiplantae; Streptophyta; Magnoliopsida; Sapindales; Anacardiaceae. Gene Ontology annotation, molecular function: DNA binding; zinc ion binding. The record is from RefSeq and is a predicted model, not a curated record.